Molecule: messenger RNA, 1272 nt
Organism: Papilio machaon (common yellow swallowtail)
Lineage: Eukaryota; Metazoa; Arthropoda; Insecta; Lepidoptera; Papilionidae
Gene: S
Product: protein Star
Exons: 5
Coding region: 202-1182 (326 amino acids)
Source: RefSeq, a predicted model, not a curated record
UCGUUCACCUGUUUCAUGUAUUUAUGUAAAAUUCUAUUGUUAUUGUGUUAAAUAAAGUAAAAAGCGUGUAGAAAUGAUUUAUUUAUAGUUGGAUAUGGUAGAAUCUCUACUAUAGGGGCAAAGUCAUUAUUAAUUUUAUUUGUGGGGAGUUUAGUGCAGUUAUUGUUACACAAAUAUUAAAAAUCAUUGUAAACUUUAAUUAUGGCAGAAAAAAAGAGUCCAGAAGAAACUUUACCCAAACACUCAAAGCCCAGUGAUACAAUGGAGCAAGCAGAGGGCAGUGAUAAGAACAUUCCACCAAAGCCUUUACCUGAUAAAGUAGUGCCAGUGCCGGUGGUAGUCCCUGUAGUGACUCCAUCUCCUCGGCUGACCAUUCCAGCAUUCACGAAGACAUCACCCAAUGAACUGUACAGGAAACUACUGCCUGCUGUCUUGUUUCUACUGACUUUUGUGACUGUAAUGACAGUGUUAUUGGUUUAUAUGGAUACAGUGGCAUUGGGUGCACAACAGUUUCGUCUGAACAUGUCUCGUGAUUACGAACUGGCUAAGAUACCUCAGGAGUCACCACCUCUUGUCGCUUACGUGAGGCAACUGCACCUUGCGCCCAGAGCUGCACAUGUCCAGCCACCGAACCCUGAACCCACUCCGAGAGUUCAAAUCCUGGAUCAGAUCCUUGGACCGGAGGAACGUGGGACUUUUGUGGAGUUUCUACCUAAAGGACCGAGGGAUAAUACUACAUUGUUUCUGGAGGCUGUCCGAGGUUGGGAUGGGGUUGUGGUCAGAGCUGCUGCAAGGGAUUAUUUGGCACUGAGAGGGGCAGCGAGAGCUUUGCAUGCUUGUCUCAGUCCUACUAAUCAUCCUCGUGAGGUGACAUACCAAGAGUCUGAGAGCAGUGGAUCAGCAUUCCGGUCUCGUGUGCUCUGUCUACCUCUGUACACGGUGCUGCUAGCUGCGGAGGCGGCGCGCGCGCAGCUGCUGCUGUUGGCGGGCGAUGCCGCAUUGCCCGCCCUCACACAUCUGCCCUACCACCUGCCCGACCUACAGCUGCAGGUAAUUGAAGUAUUCUCAACGGAUGCUUCGUACCGCAACAAGACAUCAGAGUUCCUUGCAACCAAGAACUAUACAAUAGCGGCAACCUUUGCUGACAGCGUCAUGUACUCUCUCAGUCCACCCCAACAGUGAUACAGCUUGAAGGUAACUCAAUACUUAGGUAUUUUAUAUAUUUUUAACUAAUGAUUACAAUUCACUGUUCACACAUAACAUAGUUCAGUU